Molecule: messenger RNA, 1689 nt
Organism: Lolium rigidum
Lineage: Eukaryota; Viridiplantae; Streptophyta; Magnoliopsida; Poales; Poaceae
Product: receptor kinase-like protein Xa21
Exons: 3
Coding region: 821-1528 (235 amino acids)
Biological process (GO): protein phosphorylation
Molecular function (GO): ATP binding; protein kinase activity
Source: RefSeq, a predicted model, not a curated record
UUUAGAGGACCAAUACCUAGUGGAUUAUUGAGCAUCUCAACACUAUCAAGAGUUCUUAAUCUGUCCCAUAAUAACUUAGAGGGAUCACUACCACAGGAAAUAGGAAAUCUGAAAAAUUUAGUGUCAUUCCAUGCUGAAUCGAACAAAUUUUCAGGUGACAUUCCUGCUACCCUUGGUGAAUGUCAAGUUCUUCAGCACCUCUAUCUCCAAAAUAACAGCUUGAGUGGUACCAUCCCAUCAGUCCUAAGUCAAUUAAAAGGUCUAGAAACUCUGGACCUCUCAAGCAACAAUUUGUCUGGACAGAUACCCAGGUCCUUAGGUGACCUUACCACACUAUAUUAUCUAAACCUUUCAUUCAAUAAUUUUGCUGGAGAAGUGCCAAAUGUAGGAAUUUUCACAAAUUCUACAGAAAUAUCAAUCUUAGGCAAUGAAAAUCUCUGUGGUGGUAUACCUGAUCUACAUUUGUCUUCUUGCUCUUUGCAAUCAACAAAGAAAAGGCAUACAUUUCUAGUUGUACCUAUGCUUAUUUCUGUCAUGGCAACACUAGGUGUCCUUGCCUUAGUCUACAAGUUUCGUACUUCGCACAAGAAAACCAAAGCAAAGAUCCCUUCAACAACAUACAUGCAAGGGCACCCACGGAUCUCUUAUUCUCAGUUGGUAAAAGGUAUUAAAACAUCAAACUCCUAAGACACUCAAGAGUUUCACAGCUUAAUGUGAAGCUCUCCGAUAUGCACGGCAUCGGAAUCUUGUCAAGAUAGUUACAGUUUGCUCAAGCAUUGAUUUCAGCGGGAAUGACUUUAGAGCAAUCGUGUAUGACUUCAUGCCUAAUGGUAGUCUAGAAGGUUGGCUACAUCGUGACACAACUGACGAAGCAGAGCAGAAGCACUUGAAUCUGCAUCAAAGAGUGACCAUACUACUUGAUGUGGCUUAUGCGUUGGACUAUCUUCAUUGCCAUGGCCAUGCACCUAUUGUACAUUAUGAUGUUAAACCAAGUAAUGUGCUCUUAGAUGCUGAUAUGGUAGCACAUGUUGGAGAUUUUGGACUCGCUAGGAUUCUUGCUGAAGAAAGUUCAGUUCUGCAACAGUCAACUAGCUCUAUGGGACUUGGAGGGACGAUUGGUUAUGCUGCUCCAGAGUAUGGUGCUGGAAACACGGUAUCGACGUAUGGUGAUAUCUACAGCUAUGGAAUUCUCGUGCUGGAAACGGUCACCGGGAAGAGACCCAUCAAUAGCAAAUUCAGAGAAGGACUGAGUCUCCGUGAGUACGUUGAGCUUGGUCUGUGUGAAAGAACGAUGGAAGUUGUUUACUCUCGGCUUCAGUUGAACCUUGAGAAUAGGAUUUCUGCGGAUCCUCGUUCAUGCAAGACAAGGAUCGAUUCCCUCGUUUUGCUACUUCGACUUGGACUGUCUUGCUCCCUGGAAGUGCCAUCGAGCAGAAUGCCAACACACGUUAUCAUAAAGGAACUGCAUGCAAUAAGAGAGUCUCUGGAGGGAAUGCAGAAUAUGAAACUGGAAAAUGCGGUCAUGUAAUCUGUAAUUUGCAGAAUAUGUAUGUUCUUGGAUAUUACUGAGCUCUGUACUGCUGGCCAUGUUGGGUACAGUCUAAGAUACUUUGUCACAAAGAUUGUAUUGCUGAUGAAGGGUCGUUCUCCCAUUAUAUUUUCCCUUGCUAAUUGAUCAUGAGCUGUCAA